CCUCUUGUAGUUGCAUGGUUCCAGCCGGUUGGGUGUUAAGCAAGCACCGGUCUCAUCAUGUCGAGGCACCUUCGGUUCGUUUCGCGGACACUGAUGGUCAAAGACGGCGACGUUGAGUGGGCGUACAAGACUUUAACCAGGCUCCUGAGUAAGGAUGGGAUUAUUGAAACAGUGAAUCGCAAGCGCUUCUUCGAGAAGCCCUGCGUCGAGCGUCGGCGAAAGAACUAUGAGAGCUGCAGGCGGAUCUACCAAACAGAAAUGCACAGGAAAGUUGCCUUUGUCUCCAUGAAAAACAGAGAAGAUCCCUGGCUUGGCUGCUAGUGAAAUGGAGUAUGAUGAAUCAUGACGUUAUCUAUGGACGUGUUGCGCAAAGUGGAAGAAGCAAUCGAAGACCAACACAAUGUCACUCUGAUCUAAAUGGAUUUGAAAAUACUGAGAGAAGUGUCUUUCAUUGUUUAAAAGUCAAAGAAAGAAAACGUUUGAAGACGUGAAUUCAUUGUCAAGUCAACUUUGGAGUUAUUUUUCUCCACAAAAUGUUUCAUUAAAAGUGCAGUGGUGUACUUCUUGGUUGUAAUGAGCCGGUUAUUGACAAUUUAUGACAUUCUGUGUUUUGAAUCUUCCCACACAAUCUUGCUAAUAAAAAAGCUAAUAAAUA
Cottoperca gobio is the source of this 655-nucleotide messenger RNA. It is a transcript of the gene mrps21, whose product is annotated as mitochondrial ribosomal protein S21. The record is from RefSeq and is a predicted model, not a curated record. Gene Ontology annotation, cellular component: ribosome. Gene Ontology annotation, molecular function: structural constituent of ribosome. Bases 58 to 321 code for a protein of 87 amino acids. The transcript is spliced from 2 exons. Gene Ontology annotation, biological process: translation. Lineage: Eukaryota; Metazoa; Chordata; Actinopteri; Perciformes; Bovichtidae.